This is a messenger RNA of Penicillium daleae, 3639 nucleotides long. RefSeq names its product CAZyme family AA3. The coding region runs from base 1 to 3639 and encodes 1212 amino acids. Gene Ontology annotation, molecular function: oxidoreductase activity, acting on CH-OH group of donors; flavin adenine dinucleotide binding. The record is from RefSeq and is a predicted model, not a curated record. The transcript is spliced from 9 exons. NCBI's taxonomy places the organism in Eukaryota, Fungi, Ascomycota, Eurotiomycetes, Eurotiales, Aspergillaceae.
AUGUCGACCACCAAGGGGCGUGUUGACAAUUACCCGACCCUUAGUCUUCCCAUUGACUCGAUGAAAGAGGAAUAUGACGUUGUCGUCGUCGGAUCUGGCUAUGGAGCAGGAGUCGCAGCGAGCCGAAUGGCUCGCGCGGGAAAGAGCGUUGUAGUGCUAGAACUUGGCUGGGAAAGGAAACCCGGUUCGUUUCCGAGAACAUUCUCGCAAUGUGUGAGGGAGAUGGGCGUUUCUGGAAGGUCUUCCAGGACUUCGGUUCUCUCGAAGUGGCUAUCGUUUGAGGACCCAACCCAACUGUUUCAGCUUUUCUUGGGCGAUGGACAGCAUGCUUUCUCUGCGCAUGUGUGCCAUAUUGAAGGGCUUGGAGGUUGCUCGUUAAUAAAUGCUGGUGUCUUUCUCAGGGCCGAUGAGGCAACAUUGAAAAUGAGCCCAUGGCCAUCAGAAAUCAGAGAUACCCCAUCAGAACUAAAUGAGUAUUACGCGCGUGCCGAAGCAACGCUACAACCACUUCCAUAUCCCAAGAACUACCCUAAACUGAAAAAGCUAGAGCACCUCCGACGAGAGUCGAAAUUACUGGGAAAGAGCAAAAGCUUUUAUCAAACACCUCUGACCAUAUUCUUCCAUGAUGGUCAGAACAGUACGGGUGUUCCAAUGCAAGCAAACCGUGGCUCUGGUCAUGAAUCUACAGGUCUUAAUGAUGGAUCCAAGAAUUCUGUGGCUGUAACAUAUCUUGCAGAUGCCUGGAAUUGGGGCGCUGAGAUCUUUUGUGGAUGUGAGGUCCAGUACGUGGAACGGUCUGCAGAUGGAGCCGGAUACACAGUCUAUUUCUCGUGGCAUGGUCCCGGGAGGUCGACUUUCAAAGAUGAGUUCAAGGAGCAACUGUUCUGGGUCAAAGCGAAGGAAUUUUGCUUCCUAGGAGCGGGUUCUUUAGGUGCGACUUCCAUCUUGCUAAAAUCAAGGGGAAACGGUCUACCAAUGUCUCCACUCGUUGGGAGGAAUCUUUCCGGAAAUGGCGAUCUGUUGCUAUUUGGUUACAAUGGACGCAACGAAAUCAAUGGCAUUGCUCGAGAUUCCCUUUCUCGUCGAACCGAUCUAUCCGGACCAACUGUGACUGGUGUGAUUGAUAAUCGAGUCAAUGGGGCCUCGAAGAACCCUCUAUCGGGGUUUGUUAUCCAAGACGGUUGUAUUCCGGAGCCAUUCAAUCCUGUCAUCAACAUGAUGCUCCUAAUGCAGACGAUAAAGAGUCACGCCCUGUCCCUACUCGUGAGCCCUCGACGCGGAGCGUUCGAAGUAUUGGCUUCUAUGAAAUCAUUCUUGCUAGGACCCUACGCUAUCGGUGGAGCGCUGCAACGAACUUCAACAUAUCUUAUUAUGUCUCAUGACAGUAACGAGAUAACUCUCACGCUGAAGGAUGGUCAGAUCCACCUGCGUGCACCGAAAGAAGGUCGAUCGGGACAUUUUCUGUUAAUCACUGGGCUUUUGAAAGAGCUAUUCAUUUUCACGGGAGCUAAAAUGGGAUUCUCCUACUUCUAUGGUCGACAUCAGGAGGAAGUCACGGUUCAUCUUCUAGGUGGGGCCAAUAUGAGUUGCGAUGGUACGGGAUACGGAGGUGUUACAAAUCAUCUAGGAGAGGUGUUUACCGGCUCUGGUGACAAAGUGUACGAGGGGCUCGUUUGCUGCGAUGCUUCAGUCAUUCCAACUGCAUUAGGAAUUAACCCACUCGCAACGAUCUCGGCACUUUCCGAGCGAUCGCUCAGCCUGAUCACCAAGCGAGCUGGUCUCACAAUUGAUCUUGAAAGCAAGAACGGCAUUCUUGAAGCCGAGAGCAAACCUAAAGUAUCACGAAAUCGCCGCGAUCCUCAAAUUGGGAUCCGACAAGGAUUUAAAUCAGCAGGUUGGCAAUUCACCGAGAAUCUAUUCGGUUAUUUCAGUGACAAAGGAGAACGAGACUCCGCAGUGUCUGAGGGUUUAGGCAGAGGAAGCUCUUGCGCAAUGCGAGUUUUGGCUACCAUUGAGCUUUGGCGUCAAAAAGAAGGACUACUCCGGUCACAAUAUCAAGGUACAUGCUCUGGGACGGUUUCAUGUCGGGCUUUGUCCAAAGCCACGCUCCGAAUUAUCAAUGGAACUGUCGACUUUUUCAACCCUCUUACUGAGAGCGCUGAAGCGUCUGCCAUUACAUACCACCUAGAUCUGGCCUCGGUAGAGGGUGUCCAUUACCAUCUCGAGGGGCGCAAAGUCAUCGACUCGAACAUUGCAUUUUCCUUCAGCAAAGCGUGGCAAGCAACAACAACCAUCGAUGUCAAUGUCACCAAACACGAUGGCACCAAGGUUGGAUCAGGCGUCCUUCAUAUCUCAUUGGCAAACUUCCAGAAGCAAAUGAGAACCUUCCGAACCACGAAAUCCUUUAGCAGGGGUCUUUUCUUUGCUUUGAUUGGAUUCUUCAUAUCUUUCUUAUAUCAUAUCAGUCUCUACUUUUUCCGCCCAUUCGUUCCAAUUCGUUUCCCCGAAAUUCCAACCGCACAGAUCAUCCACUCAAAGCCGCCAGCGUCAUCUUCAGUUAAAAUCAAAGCACGCGAUGGCGUACAUACAUUCUUGGAAAGAUAUGAGCCAGUUCCAUCACAAGACCAAACGGACUCGACGAACAGCUUGAGCCCAGCCCCAAUUCUAUUCUUGCCGGGGAUUACUGGAACUUGGGCAAAGCAUAAUGUGUUUGCACUUCCAUUCUUACGCCGCAACUUGGUCGAUUAUUUCACUAAACGCGGGCAUCGCUGCUACGCACUGACUCCCCGUUGGAGCUGUGAUCCCAGCGUGGCUGAGAAGUCAACGGUUUUCGACUGCCGUCUCGACGUUGCGGCAGCGGUGCAAUACAUUCGAGACAACGAGGCCCAGAAGCCCUACGUAAUAGCACAUUGUCAGGGCUCAGUUGCUCUCUGUAUGGCUCUACUCGACGGCACGAUUAGACGUGAUCAAAUUCUCGGGGUGACUGCGAACUCAGUGUUCAUGCACCAAGUGUUUGGUUACUGGAACUGGGUCAAAGGCAGAACAACUCUUAUCAUCCAGCUCUAUGAAACUCUCGCUGGAAGUUGUUUCCCAAUUGCGAGCAGUCCAAGUGAUGGCAUCCUUCAGAGAAUUCUUGACCAGAUUCUCCGCUUCUAUCCCGUCGGACACUCGCGCGAUGUUUGCACUUCAACGGCCUGUCAUCGAACUUCUUUCGCAUUCGGGUUACUAUGGAACCACGAAAAUCUCGAUGUCACCAUCCAUGAUAACGUCCAUGAAUUCUUCGCAAGUACAUACACGAAGUUAAUGAAACACUUGGUGCGCAUGGGAACAAAAGGGAUCUGUUUGGAUAACGAUCUACGCCCGCUUCUCACGACGCAGAGCUUGCAACGACUACGAGGACUGCCGAUUUUGUUCAUCUCGGGUACUGAUAAUCAAGUCUUUGAUCCGGAAUCUACACUCAAGGACUACGAGCUGUUGCGACGACAAUUUGGAGAGAAGUUUUAUCGCAGGUUUUUGGCGGAGGGAUAUGGACAUCUCGAUCCCAUUGUUGGGAAAUCAGCUGCUGAGGAUACGUAUUGGAGGAUGCUGGCCCAUAUGAAAUGGUGCACUGAGAAUGAUGGCGCUUCAACGGCUAAAUGA